AUGAAGCUGGUUAUAGAAGUCAUAGACGCUUACGACCUUAACCCGAAAGACGGUUCAGGCUCGGCCAGUCCAUACGUAGAGGUCGAUUUCAAUAACCAGCUCAGCCGAACCAAAACAAUCCCCAAAAACCUCAACCCCACUUGGAACCAAAAGCUCGUUUUCGAUCUUGACAAAACCCAACAAAGCUACCAUCACCAAUUUAUCCAAGUAUCCGUAUACAACGAGAGGAGGCCUUUCCCGAGUAGAAAUUUUCUCGGAAGGGUAAUCAUUCCUUGCUCGAAUCUCGUCAGGCAAGGAGACGAGGUGUAUCAGCGUUUUCACCUCGAUAAGAAGUCGUCACUCUUUUCGCUCUCGAGGGGCGAAAUCGGCCUCAAGAUAUAUAUCUCUCCCGAACCCAACCUCGACAUUUCGAAUAAUCCCCAAAACCCCACAAACCCCAUUUCUACUAAUAACUGUGCCAAGCCAGCAGAAGAUAAAGUCGAAUUUCCCGAUAAGAUCGUUUCCCAAGAAAAAACCACAGAGAUUACUAUACAAAAGCACCAAAUGGCCCCACAACCAAGAAUCACGCUGCGCACGAGACCCGAAGGUGUUCAUCGUCCAACAACAACGCCCCAUCGAGUGAAUAUCUCUCAUUCGGCCCCACAUAACGAGGAAUCUUUCGAGGUGAGAGAAUCUAACUCGUCUCCGCCAGGCGAGCACUGGACAAUGGGAAUGGGGGAAAGAGUGGCGGCGGGCCCUACCGCCACGUCAGACCUCGUGGAGCAGAUGCAAUUCCUAUACGUUCGGGUAGUCAGGGCCAGGGAGCUCCCAAAUGGCUGCAACCCGUAUGCUGAGGUCAGGCUCGGGAACUACCGCGGCCGAACCAGGCAAUCGGGUCAAACCACGAGCCCCGAGUGGAACCAAGUCUUCGCCUUUUCCAAGGACCAAAUCCAAUCCUCGACUCUAGAAGUCGUCGUCAGGGAGAACAAAGAGAUUAUCGGCCGAGUCACGUUCGACCUGAACGAGGUACCCACGCGGGCCCCGCCCGACAGCCCCCUCGCCCCACAGUGGUACAGGCUCGACUCCGUUCUCGGGGAGGUCAUGGCGGCCGUUUGGAUGGGGUCGCAGGCCGACGAGGCCUUCCCGGACGCUUGGCACGCGGACGCGGCCUCGGUUUCCGGCGAGGGAGUUCUCAAUGUCCGCUCGAAAGUUUACGUCUCCCCGAAACUGUGGUACCUUCGGGUCAACGUGAUCGAGGCCCAAGACGUAGUCCCCAACGACCCUAAUCGGGCCCCGGAAGUCUCCGUAAAGGCCCGGUUAGGGAACCAGGUGCUCCGGACGAGGGCUUCCCAGGCCCGAACGGUAAACCCGGUGUGGAACGAAGAUUUAGUGUUCGUGGCAGCCGAGCCUUUCGAGGAGCAUCUAAUACUUUCGGUCGAGGACCACACGGACGACGUGAAGCUCGGGAGCAUAACUCUGCCCCUGACUGUUUUCGAGAAGAGGCUCGACUAUCGAGCGGUCCAUUCCCGUUGGUUCAACCUCAAGAGGUUCGGAAGGGAUCAUAAAUUCUCGAGCAGGAUACACGUGAGGGUCUGUCUCGAGGGAGGAUACCAUGUAUUGGACGAGUCGGCAAUGUACAUAAGCGACACGCGGCCGACGGCAAAGCAGCUCUGGAAGCCACCUAUCGGGAUACUCGAAGUCGGGAUAUUAGGUGCGCAGGGGCUUCUGCCGAUGAAGGUUAAGGAUGUCAGAGGGAGCACGGAUGCUUACUGCGUGGCUAAAUACGGACAGAAGUGGGUCCGGACGAGGACCGUUCUCGACAGCUUCAGUCCGAGGUGGAACGAGCAGUACACGUGGGAAGUUUACGACCCGUGCACUGUCCUAACGAUUGGAGUCUUCGACAACUGCCACUUGGGAGGAGGAGUCGAGUCGAGAGGAGACUCGCGGAUUGGGAAGAUCCGCAUAAGACUGUCCACACUCGAGGCCCGAAAAGUGCACACGGGCUCGUACCCUCUUCUUGUUCUGCACCCGUCGGGCCUGAAGAAGAUGGGGGAGCUCCAGCUGGCAGUCAGAUUUACAACACUCUCUCUGGCCCAAACGCUGCAUGUCUACACUCGUCCACUCCUUCCCAAAAUGCACUAUUUACACCCGUUCACCGUGAACCAAAUCGAGAAUCUAAGGUACCAAGCGAUGGGAAUCGUGGCUGCCAGGCUGGGCCGGGCCGAACCCCCGCUGAGAAAGGAAGUGGUCGAGUACAUGCUGGACGUGGAUUCGCACAUGUGGAGCAUGAGGCGAAGCAAAGCUAAUUUCUUCCGGAUAAUGUCGCUUGUCUCGGGCCUCGUGUCUGCCGGCCGGUGGUUUAACGAUGUCUGUAGCUGGAAAAAUCCGGCCACCUCAAUUCUAGUCCACGUCCUGUUCCUCAUCCUCGUCUGUUACCCGGAACUCAUACUCCCGACCAUUUUUCUCUACGCGUUGCUCGUCGGGCUGUGGAACUACAGGGCCCGUCCGAGGGGCCCGGCCCGCAUGGACUCGAGGCUUUCGUGGGCCGAGGGGGCUGGGCCCGAUGAGCUGGACGAGGAGUUGGACACGUUCCCGACGAGCCGGGGCCCGGAUUUGGUGCGUAUGAGGUAUGAUCGGCUGAGGAGCGUGGCGGGAAGGGUGCAGACGGUGGCUGGUGACGUGGCGGCGCAGGGGGAAAGGGUGGGCUCGUUGCUGAGCUGGCGGGACCCGCGGGCCACUGCCCUGUUCGUUUUGUUCUGCCUGUGUUCGGCUGUGGUGCUGUACGUGACGCCUUUUCGGGUCGUGGUGCUUGCGGUGGGGCUUUACGUGCUGAGGCACCCGAGGUUCAGGAGCAAGAUGCCGUCCGUGCCAAGUAAUUUUUUCAGGAGAUUGAGCGCGAGGACAGAUGGCAUGCUGUGA
Striga asiatica is the source of this 2898-nucleotide messenger RNA. NCBI's taxonomy places the organism in Eukaryota, Viridiplantae, Streptophyta, Magnoliopsida, Lamiales, Orobanchaceae. The record is from the annotation of a GenBank genome assembly.